CCUUUAAAUAAACAGUUUAUUUCUAACAUAAAUCAUGAGACCUAUGUCUCUAUAUCUUUAUUGUUCAGUGCUCAGUUUUCAUUGUAGGAUAAGUUUUAUAAAUAACACAUCACUAGUAAGACGAACUACACUUGUGAAGUGAGCCUGAUAUUCCCAACUAUGUCUGGAUUUGUGAAAUGUUUUACAAUUCUUACUCUUCUCACAAUUUGGACAGAGUUAGGCUCAACUGCUAAAGAGUGUGAUAGACAACUAAUGUGCAAAUUAAGAGAUAUAAACAGAAUGUGGAAAGAACUUGAAGGGAUGAUCCAAGAAGUUAGACUUGACCUGAAGACUGAAGUAAAAAGUUUAACAAAAGAGGUGUUGAAAUUGGCAAACAAAAGAAAAGAAAAUGCUGUUUAUUUGGGAUGUUUCAAAGACUCAACACCACGUGAUUUGCCACUAUUCCAUCAAUUGGAUAGUGCUAUGACAGUUGAAAAAUGUAACCAAAUGUGUCGCACGAAGGGUUACAAGUAUGCUGGGUCUCAAACUGGUAGCCAGUGUUUCUGUGGAGAUGAGUUCGGAAGUUAUAGAAGAGUACCAGAAACCAGCUGUGCCUCCAGUUGCCAUGGAGAUUUCAGCAAAAUCUGUGGAGGGAGCUGGACAAAUUCUGUUUACUUUGUCGGAAAAUAAUAAAUUGCAAUAUGUAUGAUGAAAUAAAGAAAGAAUUUAAGCAUCAUA
This is a messenger RNA of Owenia fusiformis, 717 nucleotides long. Lineage: Eukaryota; Metazoa; Annelida; Polychaeta; Sabellida; Oweniidae. The record is from the annotation of a GenBank genome assembly.